Molecule: messenger RNA, 4325 nt
Organism: Poecile atricapillus (Black-capped chickadee)
Lineage: Eukaryota; Metazoa; Chordata; Aves; Passeriformes; Paridae
Gene: RAB11FIP5
Product: RAB11 family interacting protein 5
Exons: 6
Coding region: 47-4321 (1424 amino acids)
Biological process (GO): regulated exocytosis
Cellular component (GO): early endosome; mitochondrion; phagocytic vesicle
Molecular function (GO): small GTPase binding
Source: RefSeq, a predicted model, not a curated record
CCCGCCCGGCCCGGCCCGGCCGCUUCUCCCCGGCCCUGCCCCGGCCAUGGCGCUGCUGCGGGCGGCCGCUCUGCCCGCCGAGGGCUGCCCGGCCUGGCUCCCCACACACGUCCAGGUGACGGUGGUGCGGGCCCGCGGGCUGCGCUGCAAGGGCGGCGGCGGCGGCGGCAAAGGCAAAGCGGGCGGCAGCGACGCGUACACCGUGAUCCAGCUGGGCCGCGAGAAGUACAGCACCUCGGUGGCCGAGAAGAGCGGCGGCAGCCCCGAGUGGAGGGAGGAAUGUGCCUUCGAGCUGCCCCCCGAGCCCGGGGCCUGCCCGGGGCUGGUGCUCACCGUGAUGCACCGGGCUCUGGUGGGCAUGGACCGGUUCCUGGGCCAGGCCCUGGUGCCGCUGGAGCCCGGCCGGCAGCGGGGCCGCGAGCCCGACGAGCGGUGGCACAAGCUGCACUCCAAGGCUGGGAAGAAGGAGAAGGAGCGUGGUGAGAUCCUGGUGAGCAUCCAGUUCACCCGGAACAGCCUCACCGCCAGCAUGUUCGACCUGUCCGUGAAGGACAAGCCGCGCUCGCCCUUCGGCAAGCUGAAGGACAAGGUGACAGGCAAGAAGAAAUACGAGCUGGAGUCGGCCUCUGCCAUCAUCCCCAGCAGCAUGGGAGCCCUGGACAUGGAGGAUGACUUCGAGCUCGGGGGCAAGAAAUCCAAAGUCAAGGGUUUCUUCCUGAAGAGCAAACUGCGCAAGUCAUCCCUGACCCAGUCCAGCACCUCCCUGGGCUCUGACAGCACCAUCUCCUCUGCCAGCCUGAGCCUGGUGGCCAAUGCCCCCGAGGUGGCCAGGUCCCCGAGCAGACACGGCAGCCUGUCCACCGAGCGCUCCGUGAAGGAGCUGCUGUCCUCCCCGAAGCCGAGCCACAAGCGAGCGUUGAGCGACGACGUGUCCCAGCUGAGCCCCGCGCCGGAGGCCGGAGCCGCGCACGGCCCCAGGCCCGCGGGCGACGCCGCGUCGCGCUCGUCGCUCUGCAUCAACGGCAGCCACGUGUACGGCGAGGAACCCCCGAGGAACCCCCCUGGAGCUGCCCCACCAGCCCUGCCCCGCCGCCAGGACCAGCCUUUCACCUUCUCCCCCCUGCACCCCGAGCCCCGCGAGGCGCCCUGGGGCGGCCUGGACAGGGCCCAGCAGAGGGACGAGCACAGGUUCAUCCCGUCCCCUCCCAGCCUGGCCCUGCAGGAAGAGCUCAAGGUGUCCACCAAGGCCGUGACCCUCAGCAACCACCUGGGCAGGGCCAGGAUGGAGGAGAGCGCCCGCCUGGAGGGCAAACCCACGCAGGCCGCGGCUCCUCUGGGCUUCUCCUCGGAGCUGGCCAAGGACAAAGCGCCCGAGGACGCCAGGAAGGAGGAGAAGAAGGCCAAGGGAGGCUUCUUCCACCACGGGGGCGGCCGGAGCGACGCGGGGGGCAAAGGCCAGGGGGACAGAGGGACCCCCGUCCACGCCUCGGCUGCGGGGGAUGACGGGAGUAAGAACAGCGGCUGGUUUGGGUCCAAGGAGCCCAAAGAGUCACCCCAGAAAGCCAGUUUCCCGCCUGGGCCGCGUGCUGCACCAGAGGUCGCUGGGAGCUUUUAUUCCUCUGAGGAUUGCGGUCCCUCUGCCUCCCCAAGGCAGGCAGAGCCCGACAGGGAGUGUCCGGCCCAAAGCGUCGGUGUCCCCGUGCCAGAAACAACUCCCCCAGCACCGGGAGAGCUCCCUCCUGCCGACAGCGGCCCCGCCGUCCCCCCACUGCCCUCGGAGUGGGACGACACCUUCGAUGCCUUUGCCACCAGCAGGCUCAAGCCAGAGCGGAAGAAGGAGAACUUCUUUGCCUCGAUGGCGGCAGAGGGCAUGGCUUUCAUCGACGACCCCGACAGAGCCAGCCCCGCGGACAGAGCCAGCCCCACGGAGCCGCCCUGCCACAAGGGCUCCAAAGCGUUUGAAAAGGCCGAGGCGCCCGUGGGCGCUGAAAUCCCCGCAGCUCUCCGCUCUUGGACAAAUUUCUCCAGUUUAGACGUGGGGGCCAACCUGGUGAGCACCACGCAGGAGGCCACGGUGAUCGAGGACGUGCUGAGCCCCGUGUCCGCGGGGUCCGUGGCCAGGAGGAGGAAGAGCAGCACGCCCACGGUGUGGACGGCCGCCUUUACCUCGGGCACCCCCGGGGACCAAGAGGCGUCGGCAGCACUGAGCGGUGCCAGCGGCGCUAGGGAGGAUGGGGACAGCGCCAAGGAGGAGCCCUGCAGCGCGGGGACGAACGGCUGGAUGACCAUAGCCACGGAAACCGCCGCUGACCCCUCCGCGAGCGCGGCCGAGCAGCGCGCGCUGCCCGACGGCUCCUUCGGCCCGCGGCCGCCCUUCCUGGGCGAGGGCGCCUUUGAAGCGCAGAGCUCGUCCCGUGUGUUACCCAGGAGCUCCUUCCCCGCCGAGCUGGCCCCGGAGGCCCUGCCGGGCGGCACCGUGGCGGCCGUGCCCCCGCGGGUGCUCGGGGACGCGGAGCCCGGGGGCGGCCGGGAGGGCGCCUUGGACAUCCGCAGCUCGGUGUUCCGGCUGCAGGCCAGCAUGCGGCUCGAGGCCAGCGACGGCCUCCUGACGCUCAGCUCCGACAUCCGCGAGAGGCGCGUGGUGCUGUCCCCGUGGGCAGCGCCCCACGGCCGCCAGGAGCCCGGCCCCGCCGUGCCGCCCCCCAAACCCCCCAGGUGGUUCGCAGCCGCGGGAGCCGUGGGGGACGGCGAGCAGGGGGAGCCCGGAGGCGCCCAGCGAAGCGAACAGGAGCAGUGGGAAGACUCAGAGGGCCCGAGAGCAGAGAUGGAAUUGCCAGGGAGCCGUGGGAGCAGCGAGCCCCCCGUGCUGGCGCCUCCCGGGCUGCCCACGCCGGGAGCGGACGCCGGGAGCGAGUUCCCAGCGUCCGAGGGUGCUGGAGCUGCCGCUGCGGACUCAGGAGCCGGCGAGCUGGGCACAGGGGACACCUCUGUGGGAGAACAGCCAUCGGAGAUGAACGAGACAGGGGUGGCCGAGCAGUUUGAGACUUGCACAUCCAAGUUCUCCCUGGAUGGACUGGACCGGUCGGGUGCUGAGGAGAGCUGGAGCCAGCCCCGUUUAUCCCCUCAGACACAGGGUGCCACAGACAGUGCCACGUGGGAAAUGACCUCCAAACAGGAGCUGUUCCCAGAGGAGCUCAGUGUUUCACAACUAAACCCACCUUCCAAGCCAGACCUGGGCCAGCCGGCCAGCUGGAUGGCUCUGGAAGAGCAGGAGGCAGCUGGACAUCCACACCCACGUCCCCAAAGGUCAGAAGGUGUGGAGAGUCCGUCCCAGCUGGAGCUGGCGUGCGAGGACGCUGAGGGGCGAGCAGGAGAGCGGCCCCAGCGCCGUGCUCCUGCCGAGGAGGCAGAGCGGGGCAGGAGCGAGGGGCGCUCGGCAGAGAGCAGGAUAGACUUCAAGAGAGCCGAUUUCUGGAAGCCAGAUAGGGCAGAGGAGAGGCGCACCCCGGGAGCGUCAGCCCCGAGAAAUCCCUUUACCCUGGCGCUGAGCCCGAGCUCCCCGAGCAAUCCCUUCGUGGAGAAGCCCCCAGCCCCUGUCCCCAUCCAGGCUGUGCUGCCCGAAAAGCUUGAGCAGGGCGACUUCAGCUUCUGCAGCCUGCAGGAGGAAGCCCCCGGGCACGGCUUGCAGCCCACUAACGCUACCCCCCUGCAUGCCAGCCAGCCCCUGGCCUCCUCCACCCCUUUCCUCGUGGCUGCCACUAACCCCGAGCCGUGUGGCCACCCCCGGGCCCCCGCGGGGGUCCCCGCCAGCCGUGCCGCAGCCCGGCCCUGCCCGCAGCCCGGGGACGCACAAGCUUCAGCGCUCCUGGUUCUGCCCAGGGAGACACGGCCGGCUGAGAAGCCCCUGUGCCAGCAGACGACCAGCCCCCACCCCGUGAAGCCCCUGAGCGCUGCCCAGGACGGCUCCAGCGACAGGAGGCAGCAGCACAGGGCCAGCCUGAGCUCGGCGCUGAGCAAUGGCCUGGAGAGGCUGAAGAUGGUGACCACGAGCAGCGUCCAGCCCGUGGCCCCGGCCCCGCAGCCCGACAAAAGCGAGCCCAAGUUAAAGCAGGAGCCUGGCCAGCUGGACCAGUCAGCCAAGUAUUACCACCUGACCCACGACGAGCUGAUCCAGCUGCUGCUGCAGAAGGAGGGCGAGCUGAGCAAGAAGGAGGAGCACAUCCAUGAACUGGAGAACUACAUUGACCAGCUGCUGGUUCGCAUCAUGGAGCAGUCCCCCACCCUGCUGCAGAUCCCUCUGGGUGGGGGCCAGGCCCCUUGAGGCC